AGGCCCAUCGGGUGAUGGAUCAGCAAUGACGAGGGAAUCUGCACUCCUGAAGCAAGCUUCGAUAAGGCGAUGGACAGAGAAUACGUCGCAGCAGCGGCUCGACAUCGCCUGGGCUUCCAUCUCUACGAGCAUGGGGUUCCGUUCAACUACGUGACUGGGGAGAAAACACAGGAGCUUCAUGAUUUGUACUUGGAGCCGGGGGAGAAGAAGCAGCGUGUGAAGAUGCCGAAUAGGAUGCAGAUGGCCACCGUCGUCCUCGACAUCACGUACGAGAAGACACGAGAGGAGAUGAGGCCGUUGAUGAACACGUGGGAUAACAGUGGUUGCACACUCAUCACCAAUGGGUGCACGGAUCGAAAGUUCAGACCAGUCAUGAACUUCAUUGCAGCCGGUGAGAGUGGAGUCUUUCUGUUGAAAGUGGUUGACAUGUCCAAGAGGAAGAAGACCGCCAUUGCAUUGGCGAAGUUAUGGGAGGGCGUCAUUCGGGAGAUCGGGGUGCAUAGAGUGAAUGCUUUGUGCACGGACAAUGCCGAGGUGAACAAACAGGCGGCGAGACUGCUGAGGCGGCGAACAGAUUCGCGCAUUGCACGCAUUCCGUGGGUGUCGUGCGCAAUGCAUUGCCUGAACAUGCCGCUAAAGGGGAUCAGCGAGGAGCCGUGGGCCAACGACCUUUACAAGAGGGCCAAAACCGUCGUCAAGUGCAUCAAGAAUCACCACAAGACGGUGUCGCUUUUCCUCGGUUGCGCAAAGAUGGAGAGGACAAGGACACUAAUCAUGCCGAUUGAAGUCCGCUUCACGUCAGUGUACCUAAUGCUACAUAGGUUGCUUGAUCGGAAGAAGGUGUUGAAGAACAUGAUGGGAAGAGAUUCGGACAUCCUACCCGACGACGCGCAACCAUCAUCGGAGGAGGUGGCUCGCAGGGAGCGAUUGAGGAAGGCCUCUCAGGGCAGGAUUCCAGUCGUGGGAAGGGUGGAUGAUGACAGUGACAUUGAUAGCAGCGAUGACGGGGAGGAUUUGGUUUGGAGGGGGAAGGGCAAGAAAAGGAAAGAUUUGGUUCCUAACGAUCCCAAGGGCAAGGGGCAAGUGGUGGAGGAAGAUUAUGAAGAGGAGAAAGAAAUGGAGGACAAGGAUGAUGAGACUGUGUAUGGUAUCCGCCCGAAAGGGGACUCCGACGAAGAUUCAGACGACGACGACAAUGGCGACACCGAGGACCCUGUCACUAUGAGGCAACAAACAUAUCAGCUAGAUAGUGACAUCGACUUCUUGAUGCCUCGUGAGGCAGCUCAUAGAGGAGGUUACAUGGUGGAUGAAGUCGACGCGGCGGCAAGAGCAGCGGCGCAAGCGCUUGCGAAGAGAGGCACGCGGGGGGCAAACAACACCAGCGGCGUUGGCACCGGCAACCGCAGCGGCAACAGCAGCAGCAGCGGCUACAACGGCAACAACAACAACAACUACAACAACAACAACGGCAAUUGCGCUGGCACCAGCGGCAGUAACGUUGGCACCAACAGCAGCGCCAGGAGCAGCAAAGUUGGCACCAACAACAGCAACGCUGGCACCAGCAGCAGCAGCCCUGGCACCGGCAGCAAUAGCCCUGGCACCAGUAGCAGCACCAGCAGCGGCCCUGGCACCAGCAACAACGUUGGCACCAGCAGCAGCCCCAGCCGCAACAACGUUGGCAGCAGCACCAGCGCCAGCAGCAGCAACGUUGGCACCAGCGCCAACACCGGCCGCAGCGACGCUGACACCACUGACAGCAACAGCACCAGCAACACCAACGCUGCCACCAUCAGUGGAGGCACCACCAGUGGCGCACUGCUAUAGGAGGCAAGCGUCCUCAACCACUUCAGCCCCACACACGGGUGAGUCCUCUCGACAGCAGGAUGCAGACUUCCCCCCCUUGCUUGUUGAUUCACAACACGACAACCUCGAAACGAGCACGGUGGGAAGGAAGAGGAACGAGGUCGAAGAGAGUGCACCAUUCCCUGUUGAAAAAAAGAAACGAGGAAGACCGCGCAAAGCGCGACCUGAGACCGACUUGCUGCAGACUGUUCUGCCUCCACGAAAAAAAACAAACAAGGCGGCGGACG
Molecule: messenger RNA, 2090 nt
Organism: Chara braunii
Lineage: Eukaryota; Viridiplantae; Streptophyta; Charophyceae; Charales; Characeae
Source: the annotation of a GenBank genome assembly